This is a messenger RNA of Nymphalis io (European peacock), 2069 nucleotides long. RefSeq names its product kanadaptin. Bases 151 to 2046 code for a protein of 631 amino acids. The record is from RefSeq and is a predicted model, not a curated record. NCBI's taxonomy places the organism in Eukaryota, Metazoa, Arthropoda, Insecta, Lepidoptera, Nymphalidae. The transcript has 10 exons. Gene Ontology annotation, molecular function: mRNA binding; protein binding.
GAUAUAGACGUAUACCAUAAUAAUAAAAGUUAAAAUACAGUGUAUUUUAUUUUACAGUUUACAAAAAUAACAAUUGAUUGAAUUUUUAAGCAUCAACUUAUAAGAAUUGUGAACUACAAAUAUAAGCGAAGUUAAGGAAGCGUAAUCAUAAUGUCUGAUGAUAUAGAUAGCUCUGUCCCGCCAACUCAAGAGAAGAUCGAAUUUAAAAAGCCUGUUCUUAUUGGUCGAAUAGGUAAACUUCCUAAAAAAGUAAAGAUCGAUGAGGAAAGCCCUCCAGAAAGUAGUAGUCAAGAGAAGAAAAACGAAAAUUCUCUAGAAUUGAAUGUUAAAAGUUCAUUGCCGCCUGCUGUUUUGUUGAAAGAAAUAUUGACUCCUAUACCAUACAAAGAACCUAAAUGGUCUGGCCUUUGCCCUGACGGCUCUGAAUAUGGCUUAGAAGUAUUGAAAUCAGGUAUGAUACUUGAAAAGAUUGAGUUGACAAAUAAACCAUACUAUGUCUUUGGAAGACUCGCCAAUUGUGACGUAGUUAUGGGACAUCCAACAAUAUCCAGACAUCAUGCAGUCCUCCAGUACAAAGCCUUCGCUGAAGACGGAGAGCCAGCUUCAGGCUGGUAUAUAUAUGACCUCGGCAGCACACAUGGAACGUACAUCAACAAGCAGAAAGUUAAACAGAAUCACUACUUUAGGGUCAGAGUUGGUCAUCAGAUCAAAUUUGGAUCAAGUACGAGAACCUACAUUCUCUUAGGCCCAGAUUUUGAUAGUGAAGGUGAAUCAGAGUUGACUGUUACGGAGAUAAAGAAGCGUGCGGUGAAUAUGAAGUUGGAAAGAGAGAGGAUGAUGAAAGAAGCAGUGGAACAGAGGGAGAGGAACAGAUUGGAAGAGGAGAAACGUAGAGAUGAACAGGGUAUUGAUUGGGGAAUGGGCGAAGACGCAGAAAAUGAAACAGACCUAGCGGAUAAUCCAUACGCUUCAACGGCUAACGAGGAGCUGUACCUGGAUGACCCUAAGAAGACACUCAGAGGCUACUUCGAGAGGGAAGGCUACGAACUCGUGUACGACUGUGAGGAGAGAGGGGUCGGGCAGUUUCUUUGUAGGGUGGAGCUGCCGCUGGAGCAGGCGUCGGGCGGCAGCGUGCGGGCGGAGGCGCUGCACCGCGGGAAGAAGAAGGACGCCGUGCUGGCGUGCGCGCUGGAGGCCUGCCGCCUGCUCGACCGCGCCGGGCUGCUGCGGCAGGCCAAGCACGAAUCUCGACGCAGGAAGCAACGCGACUGGAGCGCUGAUGACUAUUAUGAUUCCGACGAGGAUACCUUCCUGGACAGAACGGGCAGUGUGGAGAAGAAGCGACGGGCUAGGAUGGAGAAGCAUGGUGCAGUGGAACAGGAAGUUAACAAACCGUUGACUUAUGAUGACUUACUUAAACAGAUUACUGACAUAGAAAACAAGAUAUCAACAGAAGAGAAAGCAUUAGAACGACUCCGGGCUACGAGUAAACCGACAAAGGAAACAAUGGAAGAGGAUGCCUUAGAUGCAUUCAUGAGUACUCUGGGUAAACAGGGGCAAAGUAUGGCGCAAAAGGCUGAUAUAUCAAAAACAAAGAUGAGCAUACAGAAGCUUAAAGCGGAGUUAUCUAAAACACAGCGGCUAGCUGAGCUUGCACGGCCUGCGCACGUGCCACCGCUCCUCAAGAAGGACGAUACCAAACUGGCCGUCAAGCAGACCAAUUCUGUGAUUUAUGGAAAAAGGUUGCGGUUAAAAGACGACAAAGAAAAGCGUCCUAAAGUUAAAAAAGAGACGAAACAGGAAGAAGAAUUUGUCGAAGAAAUGGACUCAGAUGAAGAACUAGAAUCUUCUAAAGUAGAAGUUGCUGAGGCAAAAGAAGUAAAACCAGAAGACAGUAUAACACAAGCAAAGAGAGAAGAAAAAGUACAGACAGAAAAGAAAAUGUACGGUCCAAUGAGACCUCCGGAGAAUUAUGUUGUACCUGAAAAUUAUUUUGACCAAGAAACAGACAGGGAUCUACCAGAGAUAGAAGAAAAAGAAUCAUAACAAUAAUAAAUGCUUGAUUCUUA